AUGGUGUGUGAACAGAGAACAGAGAUAAUAGAAUACAUAACUCUCCACCCACCAAAAAGAACAAGAAGCAUCAUUGGUUUUAACAUGGAGUUGACACAAGCAAACGCCAUUUCAUCCUUGAUCCUUUUCCUAAAUAGAAUUCUUUGUUGGGAUAUUGAGAAAUUAUUUGUAUGUAUCCAUUUCUUCCUUCAUACUUUUCCAAAGUUUGUAUCUACCAAAUGGAAGCUUUGGAGGAAAUCCAUAGCAUCUAACAGUGAACAAUCAAAUAAAGAAUCAAGAAUUCCAGAGAGCUCAAUCAACGUAUACUUUCAGAACACAGAGCUGAACAUGGUGAUGGAUAGGCUGAAUAUAGUGUGUACAGAAGAUGGAGAAGGCAGCAUUUUUGGUGUGGCCGAGUUUUCGGUGCUGCUUGAUGAAGAGCCCAGUUUGCAAGAAGUUAAGGAAACUUUCGAUGUUUUCGAUGCAAAAAAAGAUGGUUUCAUAGAUGCUAAUGAGCUUCAGAGAGUUCUGUGCAGCCUUGGCCUGAAGGAAGGAUGUGAAUUGGAAGAAUGCAGAAGGAUGAUCAGAGCUUUUGAUGAAAAUGGAGAUGGACUAAUCGAUUUUAUUGAGUUUGUGAAGUUCAUGGAGAAAUGCUUUUACCCUUCGAUUUAA
Molecule: messenger RNA, 651 nt
Organism: Olea europaea var. sylvestris
Lineage: Eukaryota; Viridiplantae; Streptophyta; Magnoliopsida; Lamiales; Oleaceae
Product: calmodulin-like protein 6
Exons: 2
Coding region: 1-651 (216 amino acids)
Molecular function (GO): calcium ion binding
Source: RefSeq, a predicted model, not a curated record